CAUAUUUCCGAGUCUGUGGUUGUUUGGAGAAGUGAUGGAAGUUGCUUUCAUUUCAAUUUUUGAGGAUUAAUAAUUUCUCGGAGGUGUAUAAACAUUUCAAAGGACUGUUGAGUGGAUAUAUUUAUACAUAUAAAAAUGUCUGUUGCUGAAUUUCUAAAAGGUUUGCCUUCACAUAAUGAAAAUAACUUUGCCAAUUUUCACACGGACAGUGGAAACAGAACUUGUGUAAAGAAGCCUUCAGUAUAUAUUCCCACAAAAGAUCAUCCUUCAGAACAAAUUAUAGUUACAGAAAAAACCACCAUAUUGUUAAGGUACCUCCACCAACACUGGGAUAUAAAUAAUCCUGUCAGAAAAAGAGAUUUUUUAUCUGCUAAUGGUGACUCUGAAGAUGAUGGUGGCACAGUUCGUAGUAAAAGGCUACGUCUUGAGUUGAACAAUACCAUUUAAAAUAUAUUGCACACUUUUAAUUUUCAUUACUUGUUAAACUACGUUUAUAUGUCAUGAAAAUAGGUCAUGCAAACAUCAACAUGGGACAAAUGUAAUUCUUAAAUAUUAUAAACAUAUCUAUACCUCGGAAAAAUUAUUUCAAAACGUUAUUUGAACAUUUUAAAUAUAUAAUUUAGUUUAAAUGUUGUGUAAAAUAUUGACUCUAGAAAAGUAGAAAGAACGUUUUUAAAUAAUAUUUCUUUAGAUAUGUAACAUUGUAACAAAAAACAAGAAUAACUUUUGUGUUAAUUGUAUGUUUGUAUUGCAUGCUUGAAGUUCAUUGAAAGAAGAUUCGUUGUUAGAAUAUUAAAUGACACUACGCUACAGUACACAAUUUGUAUAAGUAGCGACAUUCAUUGCUCUCUUUCGUGAUCUUUCUGUAUGACUGUUGUCGAGGGACAGGAAUGCAACUGGUGGUGCAUACAUUCAUUAAAACAGAGGAAGUAAAUAUUAAUGUCAUUUUAGUUAAGAUACAAUAUGUCAGCAUUUAUUCUGAGGUAAUUUUGUAAAUUUAUUUCACAAUACAUUAUUCAUUUUUGUACUGCA
Molecule: messenger RNA, 1032 nt
Organism: Osmia lignaria (orchard mason bee)
Lineage: Eukaryota; Metazoa; Arthropoda; Insecta; Hymenoptera; Megachilidae
Source: RefSeq, a predicted model, not a curated record